AUGGAGGUCGCCUCGCCAGGGGUGUCAAAUGGCCUUACUUCGCCAAAUACUUUUCCGACUACAGACCCAACUAUUGUCGUUCAACAUCUGGCAGAGGUCCUCCAGGGAACUUUGGGCGCGUUACGAAAGGAUUUAGAGAGCUCCGGAAGCCUGCUAUCCAAGGCCAAAUACUCUGAAACGCUUCAACGAUGCACUCAAUUUGCAUCUGAGCCGCAAACCGCGGUCUACGCUCAUAAGGAGCUUGUGGAAACAGAAGAGAUCAAUGGGACUGAGGAGGAAGACUCUUCUUGUACUAGGUAUAUUUACACACUUAGCCCAGAGAUAUCUAUAUCAUCGACCACUGUUGCCGCUGUUGCAUUUCUCAAGUCGCCGUCUCCCCUCGAUUCCACCGUUCCCAUAUCAUCUCAAGUCCAAGUUCUCACUUUACCAGGCUUCUCUGCAUUGAAUUCCACAGCCCUACCGCAGGCCCCUUCAGUGUCUCCGUAUGAAGUACUUCACUCCCUUGUUCACCUCGGCCUUGCGCCAUACUUUGAGGCGUGCACAAGAGGCCAAGAUGGUGCUAAAACAAGGGGUGAUACAGAUGCGAAAACUGGAGUGCCAGGUGCGAAGAAGAAGAUCGCGGAGCUUGAACUCAGUUUAUUGCAUCUCCAGCAGAAUAUUGAAAUCCCAGUUUUAAACCUGCCGAUGCAUGAAAUAGUACAAACAGCUUUAAAUGAGGCACAAGCGCGAGGUGUCAAACCGUCCGUGGAUCUUAUUCCGAGUUCUGUACUUGAUAACCAUAUGGUCAUCAAUAGUAUUCAAAGCACCGUCAAUGGGUGGAUUAAGUCAAUCCAGAGUAUUACGAAGAUGUCGCGUGAUCCAGACAGUGGCUCUGCAGCCCAGGAAAUCAAUUUUUGGUUAGAUAUGGAAACAGCCCUCGAGGGUAUCGAAGCGCAGCUUCAAGCAGACGGGGUGCAGCUUACAAUGAACAUUCUACGACAUGCGAAACGAUAUCAAGCUACCCUAAGCUUUGUCGCGGAUACUGGGCUCAAAGAGGCGGCGGAUACAGUUCAAAAAUAUAACCAGUUGCUACGGGAUUUCCCCCUCCAUGAAUUGCAGUCAGCAACUUCACUCCAGAAAAUUGAGGAAGCGCUGAAUUUAAUUUUUGCUCAUUUAAACAAAAAGCUCCGCCUCUGCCCCUACCCUAUCAAGCGUGCUCUGUCUCUAGUCGAAGCAAUUUCUGGGGACCUUGAUUCAAGGAUACACGGCUUAAUCAACGGAAGAAUGAUUAUGCAUUUGGAUUUCAAAGAAUUUCGAGCUCUGAUGCGCGCUGCCCAAGUAAUAUGGCGUGCGUGGGAUGAGAAUAUCAAAGAAUUCACCAACGUUGCCCGCGACGCCACAAGACGCCGCAAUGAGAAAUUUAUUCCAAUUAAAAUCAGAUCAAAGCAUGCAGAGACCCAGGACCGCUUGAAAUAUAUAAAUACUUUCCGCACAAACCAUGAGCAGCUCCAACGCACGAUUAUGAAUGUCCUUGGACCUAAAGCAAGUCAACCAAUCGCAGUUUCAACAAGCUCAAAUGUUGAUCCCAGUAAUGUCGACGAGAUUGGUGAUGUCGAUGCUGUGGAGGAAGUGAGGCAAGCUUACGCGCCGCUAAAAGACGUAGACGUUCUGGAUGUUUCACCUAAAGGCACUGAGCGGUGGAUUCAGGAAGAGACGGCGUACAAUGAAAGAACAUCGCGAGUAGAAAAUUUAAUCAUUGCACGACUGCGUGAUCGACUUGCUACGGCUCAAAAUGCCAAUGAGAAGUUCCGAGUCUUCUCGAAGUUCAAUGCUUUGCUUGUCCGCCCAAAGAUUAGAAGCGCAAUUGGAGAAUACCAGACCAAGUUAAUCGAUAAUGUAAAACAAGACAUCGCCACUUUACAUGAGCGAUUCAAGCAGCAGUAUGGCCAUUCAGAAGCGCAUGCAAUGGCUCAGCUACGAGACCUCCCUCCCGUAUCUGGUGCAAUUAUUUGGGCAAAACAGAUUGAGCGUCAACUAGAUGGAUAUAUGCGAAAAGUUGAAGAUGUUCUGGGAGAAGACUGGGACCUGCAUUCUGAAGGACAGAAAUUGCAAGCUGAAAGCAACAUGUUUCGGAAGAAGCUUGAUACUCGACCUGUUUUCCAAGCUUGGCUACACGAUGUUCAACGACGAAAUAUCACGAUAUCUGGGCGAUUAUUCAACAUUUCCCGAAAUCGAGCAGCUGGAAAUGUCCUGGAGCUUGCUGUCAACUUCGACUCCCAGAUUAUUGCACUCUUUAAGGAAGUUCGAAACCUUGUCUGGCUGAACUUCCAGAUACCUCAUGCAAUCAAUAGUGUAUCUAAGGAGGCUAAACGUGUGUAUCCCUUCGCAAUCAGCUUAAUGGAAAGUGUCAGGACACUACAUCAAACUAUUCGGUCGAUUGCAUCCAUGACACAGGCAGCUAUAUUGCUGACUGGCUACCAGAGUGAUGUACAGGCACUGAUAAUGAAGGGAUUGCCAUUACGCUGGGAAUCUUUCAUUCACUCUUACGAGCUCCAUGUCAAACAGAGCAUUGCGAAUGGCUCUGUGGAUCCGUCUGUUGCACCCACCCGCGGAGAAAGUAAACAUGUUCAAUUUGUUCGCGAAUUCGCUGUGUCAGCUUCCUUGUUGCAGUCUAAAUGUGCUACAUUGAUUUCUAUCGACGAGUCUGUUCAGAAAAUAGUUAUUGAACUCAGAUCUUGUCCGUAUGAUGGCGCAGCUUUUCGCCAGCGACUGGACCAGAUUCAGAUCGCAGUUGAUAAGUUAAACUUGGAAAAUUACACUAACCUUGGUUUCUGGGUCUCCAAUCUCAACAACAAGAUCGAAUCUAUUCUUCAAGAUCGCCUGCGUCGAGCCAUACGACAUUGGAUCCAGUCGUUCCAAGACGCGACAAAUGAAAGCUCCCAUAAACAAUACCACGGAGAUACUUUCGACACAGGAAGCGAAGAAAUGGAAAUGCAUAUUAUUCAAUUUCCCAAGCUUCUCCAUGAAAUUUCAAUGCGCAACCAAGUCAUGCAUCUUGACCCUCCGUUGGAAUUUGCGAGAGCCAAUUGGAUCUCACACUUUGAUCAAUGGGUUGGGAUUCUUUGUAACUUGCAAAAAAUCAAGUCUUCGAGAUACCAGCUUUCUAUUCAUGCAGAUAAAUCGCUUCUUUCUGAAACAAACUUUUCUGCCCUUCCUCGACACUGUGCUGGUCAAUUAAAGGAGGUAUACUCUACGAUAGAGGCCAGGGUCCAAUCAAUCUCAGGAUAUAUUGAAAAAUGGUUACAGUUUCAAUCUCUGUGGGACUUGCAGCCCUCUCAUGUCUAUGGUGUACUUGGCGAGGACCUAACUCAAUGGUUGCAACUGUUACAAGAGAUCCGCAGGAGCCGUGCGACCUUCGAUACAUCCGACGUACGAAAGUCCUUUGGAAAUAUCACCGUCGACUACGAACAAGUUCAAACUAAAGUUAAUGCUAAAUAUGACCAAUGGCAACGCGAAAUCUUACUCAAAUUUGGUGGGAAGCUUGGAACUCGUAUGCGGGAAGUAUACGCAGAGCUGCAAGCCGCUCGAAGAGAUCUUGAGGGACAAUCUUUGGAAGCAUCCUCGACUGCCCACGCCGUCUCUUUUAUCACAAUCGUUCAACAAUGCAAACGGAAAGCUCGUGUUUGGGAAGUAGAAGUUGAUCUGUUUCGACAGGGACAAGCUACUCUUGCCCGCCAGAGAUAUCAGUUUCCUAAUGACUGGCUUCAUAUCGAGCAAGUUGAUGGUGAAUGGCUAGCUCUAAAUGACAUCUUAGAACGUAGAAGCAAAACUGUGCAAGAUCAAACCGAUGCCUUGCGAGCCAAGAUCACCGCUGAAGACCAAGUUAUCAACGAUAAGAUCGUUGAGAUAGUUUCGCAGUGGAAUGAGCAGAAACCGGUGUCUGGCUCCACACCGCCCGACGAGGCAUCGAGAACCCUCGGAUAUUUCCAGUCCCGCCUUGAGGGCCUACGGUCUGAAUCCGAAAUGGUCUCUAAAGCGAAAGAAGCACUUGAUCUACCAAGUUCGGCAGAAACUGUACUUGCUACUGUUCUUGAGGAGGUUCAAGAUUUUAUGGUUGUGUGGGCUGCCCUUUCGACAAUCUGGAAGAGUCUAAAUGACUUAAGGGACGUGCUCUGGAACAGCAUCCAACCCCGCAAGCUUCGACAAUCUCUUGACGGGCUCAUCAGGAUGACGAAAGAAAUGCCCAGCCGGAUGAGACAGUACGCUGCUUUUGAAUAUAUUCAAAGCAUUCUUCGUCAACUUCUCAAGACCAACCCCUUGCUUGCCGAUAUGAAAUCUGAAGCACUACGUGAGCGCCAUUGGCAGAAAAUUUUCAAGGCUUUGAAACCAGGCAACAGGUUUUCUCUUAUCUCCCUGACCCUCGGUGAUGUCUGGGAUUUAAAUCUCGUAGCUAGUGAGGUUGUCAUUCGUGAUAUCAUCACGCAAGCUCAAGGGGAGAUGGCUCUGGAAGAGUUUCUCAAGAUGGUUCGCGAGACCUGGCAAAGCUAUUCCUUGGACCUUGUCAAUUAUCAGAAUAAGUGCCGUCUAAUCAAAGGGUUCGAUGAUUUGUUUGCCAAGUGCAGCGAGAACUUGAACUCCCUCCAAGCAAUGAGACACUCACCCUACUAUAAAGAAUUUGAAGAGGAUGCCACGGCAUGGGAGGACAAGUUGAAUCGCGUCCAUGUUCUUUUCGACGUUUGGAUUGAUGUCCAGCGACAGUGGGUCUACCUCGAAGGUGUCUUUACCGGCAAUGCGGACAUCAAACAUUUGUUGCCAUUAGAGUCGGGGCGUUUUCAAAACAUAAACUCGGAGUUCUCUGCUGUUAUGAAGAAAGUCUACAAAUCACCAUUUGUUCUGGAUGUCCUGGCUAUUAAUGGUGUUCAAAAAUCUUUGGAGAGACUGGCUGAACUUCUCAAUAAAAUUCAAAAGGCCUUGGGCGAAUACCUUGAACGUGAACGAGUUUCUUUCCCACGUUUCUACUUUGUUGGUGAUGAGGAUCUGCUGGAGAUUAUUGGUAACAGUAAUGACACACUUCGCGUUGCAAAACAUUUCAAAAAGAUGUUUGCAGGUUUAUCAGGGCUGGUAAUGGACGAUGACGGGAGUAUCGUUGGUCUUACCUCAAAGGAGGGUGAAGAAGUUAGGCUAAAGAAGGAAGUCUCACUUGCUAAGACCCCAAGGAUCAAUGACUGGCUUACUGCCCUCGAGACAAAUAUGAAAUUGACACUAGCUGAACUUCUUGCGGAAGCGAUCGAACAGUUUGAACCAAUCUACUCAGCCUCUGAAGUAGACCGAACAGCUUUUAGUGAAUACCUUGCUAACUACCCCGCGCAAAUUGUUGUCCUUGGAAGCCAGGUUGUCUGGACCAGUGCUGUUCAGAAAGCUCUUGAGGAUGGCGGCGCCGGCUUGCAGGUUCUAUACGAUGCUGGUGUCAGAAUUCUCGACCUUCUGGCUGUUACCGUUCUUGGAGACCUCGAUCCCAUCAUGCGUAAGAAGUGCGAGCACAUGAUUACCGAAUUUGUCCACCAACGAGAUGCAAUCACGAAGCUGAUUGAAUCCAAUGCUUCAUCAGCGGCGCACUAUCUUUGGUUAUUACAGAUGCGAUAUGUCUACCGUCCUGAAGGAGAUUUCCUUCAACGGCUUCAUGUUCAUAUGGCAAACGCAAAGUUGGACUAUGGCUUCGAAUAUCUAGGUGUUGCUGAACGUCUUGUUCGCACUCCACUUACUGACCGGUGCUUCCUCACUCUCACUCAAGCUUUGUGCCAGAGGUUGGGCGGCUCCCCCUAUGGUCCUGCCGGAACUGGCAAAACAGAAUCCGUCAAAGCCCUAGGUCUGCAACUUGGCCGAUUCACACUUGUGUUCUGUUGUGAUGAUACAUUUGACUUUCAAGCAAUGGGGAGAAUUUUUCUCGGCAUUUGUCAAGUGGGUGCUUGGGGAUGUUUCGACGAGUUUAACCGUCUUGAAGAACGUAUUCUUUCCGCUGUCUCACAACAAAUUCAAAACAUACAGAUUGGUCUGAAGAAUGCCGAAAAUGAAGCUAAGUCUCAAAUAGAGCUAGUUGGCCGUCGUCUUCGCGUCAACCCCAAUACCGGAAUCUUUAUCACAAUGAAUCCUGGAUAUGCGGGACGAUCAAAUCUCCCAGAUAAUUUGAAGAAACUUUUCCGAAGUGUUGCGAUGUCUAAACCUGACAAGGAGCUCAUUGCCGAGGUAAUGCUAUUCUCUCAAGGUUUUAAACAAGCUAAAGUAUUAUCACGCCAAACGGUUCCAUUUUUCGACCAUUGCUCUGCCCGCCUAACGAAACAGGCACACUAUGAUUUUGGCCUUCGUGCUCUGAAGAGCGUACUUGUGAGCUCGGGUGGGCUUAAACGUCUUCGCCUUGCAAAAUCUGAUGGCAGCCUUGGCCCAGAUGAGGUUGUCGAGCCUCAGAUUAUUGUGCAAAGCGUUCGAGAGACGAUUGCACCUAAACUUAUUCGUCAAGAUGUUGAAACUAUGCUGCAAAUUCAAGCAGAAGACUUCCCGAGUGUCGAGUACGUUCCAGCUAACUUUGAAAAACUAGCAGAAGCGAUUCGUGAAAUCGCUGCUGGGAAAAAUUUUGUUGCAACAGAUACCUGGAUUUCGAAAAUUUUGCAGCUGUACCAAAUUCAGAGUAUACACCAUGGGGUCAUGAUGGUUGGUAGGUCGGGGUCGGGGAAAAGCUCGGCCUGGAACGUACUCCUUCAGGCCUUACAUAAAGUCGAGGGCGUUGAAGGCGUUUGCCAUGUAAUCGAUUCGAAGGUUAUGUCCAAAGAAGCCCUAUAUGGAAACCUCGACAACACAACUCGGGAAUGGACAGAUGGACUUUUUACUGGUAUCUUGAGAAAAAUCGUAGACAAUCUGCGCGGUGAGGAUUCCAAACGACACUGGAUUGUCUUUGAUGGCGACGUUGACCCAGAAUGGGUUGAAAACUUGAACAGUGUUUUAGACGACAACAAGUUGCUAACGUUACCCAAUGGGGAACGCUUGAAUCUUCCUCCGAAUGUUCGUAUCAUGUUCGAGGUCGAGACUUUGAAGUACGCCACCCUUGCUACGGUUAGUCGAUGUGGUAUGGUAUGGUUCAAUGAUGAUACGGUGACCCCCAGUAUGAUGGUGACAAACUAUAUCGAAUCACUGAAGACUAGAACUUUUGAAGACCUCGACGAUGAUAGUGUUCCCGCCGGUCAGACCUCCUCCAAGACAGCUGACGUGCAGAAAACGCUUGCACAAUUCUUAGAGCAGCUUUUGCAAGGGGGCGACCUUAUUCUAAAAGCUCUAGAAGAAGCUACGAAGUAUAAUCACAUCAUGGAAUACAGCGAUAUUCGGGCACUCAACACCCUUUUCAGUUUACUCAACAAGGCAUGCCGUACUAUCCUCGAAUAUAAUGUUCAGCACAUUGAUUUCCCGUUGGAUCCAGACCAGAUAGAUGCUUAUCUGUCCAAAAAGCUGCUAUUGGCCCUUGUUUGGUCGCUGACUGGUGAUUGCCCGCUGGGGGAGAGGAGGUCUUUUGGUGAAUUUGUUGCCUCACUUUCGAUCACCGACACCCCCUUACUUAGUGACUCAACAUCUCUCAUCGAUUUCGAUGUUACGUUACCCAAAGGUGAAUGGGCGACCUGGCAGUCCCAGGUGCCAUCAGUAGAAGUCAACACCCAUUCAGUUACGCAAACAGAUGUUAUCAUACCGACGUUAGAUACAAUUCGGCAUGAAGAUGUCCUUUACUCAUGGCUUGCAGAGCAUAAACCCCUCCUGCUUUGUGGACCCCCUGGAUCUGGCAAAACAAUGACCUUGUUUUCUGCUCUUCGCAAGCUACCAAACAUGGAGGUUGUUGGGCUUAACUUCUCUAGUGCAACGACGCCAGAUUUACUGAUAAAGACAUUUGAGCAGUAUUGUGAGUACAAGAAGACCUUGAAUGGCGUGGUCAUGUCUCCAAGUCAGAUUGGACGCUGGCUGGUUAUUUUCUGUGAUGAGAUCAAUCUUCCAGCACCAGAUCGAUAUGGAACACAACGAGCAAUUUCUUUCCUUAGGCAGCUUGUUGAGCAAAAUGGAUUCUGGAGAACUUCAGAUAAGACUUGGGUCACAUUGGAUCGCAUUCAAUUUGUUGGAGCCUGCAAUCCUCCAACUGAUGCUGGCAGAACCCCCCUUGGAGAGAGAUUCCUUCGUCACGCACCCUUGAUUAUGGUUGACUAUCCUGGAGAAGUGUCUUUGCUACAGAUCUACGGCACGUUCAAUGCUGCAGUACUUAAGAUCAUUCCCAUGCUUCGUGGCUACUCUGAAGCCUUGACGAAAGCGAUGGUACAAUUCUAUUUAGAAUCCCAAGCCAGAUUUACGCCUAAAAUCCAACCUCACUAUGUGUAUUCUCCAAGAGAGCUCACGAGAUGGGUACGGGGCGUAUAUGAAGCGAUCAAGCCCCUUGAAACCCUGUCUGUCGAAGGGCUUGUGAGAAUAUGGGCCCAUGAAGCCUUGCGUUUGUUCCAAGACCGUCUUGUGGAUGAGGAGGAGAGGCAGUGGACAGCGGAUACAGUGAAACGCAUCGCCUUAGACCACUUCCCAACAAUUGACGAACAGCAGGCAUUGAAGGGACCUAUUCUCUUCUCUAACUGGCUCUCAAAACACUAUAUUCCGGUCGACCAGGAACAGUUACGUGACUUCGUGAAGGCAAGACUGAAGACCUUUUGCGAAGAAGAGGUUGAUGUACCGCUUGUGCUAUUUAAUGAUGUCUUAGAACAUGCACUACGUAUUGACCGAGUGUUCCGACAACCCCAGGGUCAUCUCAUUCUUAUUGGUGUGAGUGGUAGCGGCAAAACCACGUUAUCGCGUUUUGUUGCUUGGAUGAAUGGCUUGAAAGUCUUCCAAAUUAAAGUUCAUGGCAAGUAUUCUGCCGAGGAUUUCGAUGAAGAUCUUCGAAGUGUGCUUCGCAGAGCAGGCUGCAAGGGAGAGAAGAUUUGUUUCAUCAUGGACGAAUCUAACGUUCUAGACUCAGGGUUCUUAGAACGAAUGAAUACACUCCUUGCUAAUGCUGAAGUACCGGGUCUCUUUGAGGGCGAUGAGUUUGCCGCAUUGAUGACUGCAUGUAAAGAGGGGGCACAGCGGCAGGGACUUCUGCUUGAUUCUCAAGAAGAACUUUACAAAUGGUUCACGCAGCAAAUCGUCAAGAAUCUUCAUGUAGUAUUUACUAUGAACCCUCCCGAAGACGGUCUCUCUUCGAAAGCUGCUACCAGUCCGGCAUUGUUUAACCGCUGCGUACUUAACUGGCUAGGUGACUGGUCGGACCAAGCGUUGUUCCAAGUUGGGUAUGAACUGACACAGUCCGUUGACCUUGACAAAUCAAACUUCAUUGCACCGGAUAGCAUCCUAGUGGCAUACCGAGGUCUUUCCCUCCCGGCUUCUCAUCGCGAUACCGUGAUCAACUCAAUGGUCUACAUCCACUAUUCCCUGCAGAGAUUUAACCUGCGCCUUCAGAAACAACAAGGCAAAACGACAUUCCUAACACCUCGGCACUAUCUCGAUUUUGUUGCGCAGUAUGUUAGAUUGUUCAAUGAAAAACGAGAGGACCUGGAGGAGCAGCAGCGUCAUCUUAACGUAGGCUUAGAAAAGCUCCGAGAAACUGUCGAUAAAGUUAGAGAUUUGAGGGCAAGUCUGGCUCAAAAGAAGACCCAGCUCGAAAAGAAAGACGCCGAGGCCAACGAGAAGUUACAGCGAAUGGUAGCCGAUCAGCGCGAGGCUGAACAGCGCAAAGCAGCUUCUCUUGAAAUCCAAGCAGCACUUGAAAAGCAGGAACAAGAAGUUGCCAAACGAAAAGAAAUUGUUCUCAACGAUCUGGCAAGAGCGGAACCGGCUGUCAUUGAAGCUAAAAAGAGUGUCAGCAACAUCAAAAGACAGCACCUUACUGAAGUUCGCUCCAUGGGUAACCCGCCGGCUGGCGUACGUCUUGCCCUGGAAUCCGUCUGCACUCUUCUUGGGCACAAGGUGGACAGCUGGAAGACUAUACAAGGGAUUAUUCGCAGAGACGAUUUUAUUGCCAGUAUCGUCAACUAUGACAACGAAAGACAAAUGACUCGCGGACUUAGAAACAAGAUGCAGAAUGAAUACUUGUCGAAAGAUGUAUUCACUUUUGAAAGGGUCAAUCAUGCCAGUAAAGCCUGUGGGCCCUUGGUACAAUGGGUCGAAGCACAAGUCAAUUACUCAGAAAUUUUGGAUCGGGUUGGCCCACUUCGAGAGGAAGUCGGCGAUUUAGAAGACCAGGCCCUGCAAACCAAAGCGGAGGCGCAGGCUAUUGAGAAUACCAUCAACAACCUUGAAAGCAGCAUUGCAACCUACAAGACGGAAUAUGCUGCCCUCAUCAGUGAGACUCAGGCGAUCAAAACGGAGAUGUCGAGAGUCGAAUUCAAGGUGGACAGAAGCGUCCGAUUACUGGAUAGUUUGUCUUCAGAACGCUCUCGCUGGGAGGAGGGAAGCAAGUCUUUCGAGACGCAAAUAUCUACUCUGGUUGGAGAUGUUCUGAUUGCCGCUGCUUUCCUUGCGUAUGGGGGAUUGUAUGACCAACAGUUCCGCAAAGCGAUGAUUGACGACUGGGUACACCAGCUCGCGCAAGCGGGCAUCGAUUUCAAGCCCCAUAAUCCUAUCACAGAGUAUCUCUCCAACGCAGAUGAAAGGCUGUCCUGGCAGGAAAACUCUCUUCCCGUUGAUGACCUAUGCACAGAGAACGCUAUCAUCCUCAAACGCUUCAAUAGGUACCCCCUUAUUGUUGACCCAUCUGGCCGGGUGACGGAGUUUUUGCAGAAGGAAAGCAAAGAUCGAAAACUCACGGUGACGAGCUUCCUCGACGACUCGUUUAUUAAGCAGCUCGAGAGUGCCUUGCGGUUCGGGAAUCCGAUCCUUAUCCAGGAUGCGGAACAUUUGGACCCGAUCCUCAACCACGUCCUCAACAAAGAAUACCAAAAGACGGGUGGCCGUGUGCUUAUCCAGCUUGGCAGACAGGAAAUCGACUUUUCACCAGCAUUCAAACUCUUCCUGUCGACCAGAGACCCUUCUGCCUGUUUCCCGCCGGAUGUCUGCAGCAGAACCACAUUUGUCAAUUUCACAGUCACGCAAAGCAGUCUGCAGACCCAGUCUCUCAAUAAAGUGCUUAAAGUGGAGCGGCCCGACGUGGAUGAGCGAAGGACUAACCUUAUCAAACUACAAGGCGAAUUUAAGAUUCACCUCCGUCAAUUAGAGAAACGCCUGCUUCGCGCGCUUAACGAGUCCCGUGGGAACAUCCUUGAUGAUGACAAUGUUAUCGAAACACUUGAGACCCUGAAGAAGGAAGCAGCAGAAAUCUCGAACAAGAUGCAUGAGACAGAGGGUGUGAUGACGGAGGUGGAGAGCAUUACGCAGCAGUACAAUAUCGUUGCGCGAUCCUGCAGCUCCGUUUUCGCUGUUCUCGAACAACUACACCACCUCAACCAUUUUUACCAGUUUUCCCUCCAAUACUUUGUGGACAUUUUCAACGAUGUGCUCCAUAAUAAUCAGCGUCUAGCGCAGGAAAAAGACCAUGCAGCCAGAGUUGAUAUUAUCCUACGUGAUCUUUUCAUUGCUACGUUCCAGCGAACUUCCCUUGGUUUACUGCAGAAAGAUCGGAUUACGCUUGCUAUGCUUCUUGCGCAGGCUUCUCCGUACCAGAUGGACCGGACUAUCAUUGACGACAUCCUAGAUUCGAACGUCAAAGAGGGCGAUGUGUCCACCAACCCGGAACUCAAGGACGACAUCAUGGCCAAGGUUGCUCAGAUGGCUCUAUUCAAAGACGUCAUAUCCAAUGUCGAGACACAGAGCUGGGAGCAAUUCUUCUCGGAGGAGCUGGCGGAAGACUACGUUCCUGCAGCGUGGAAGGACGGCACCGAAGCAAUCGAUCAGCAACUUCGGUCGCUUCUGCUGGUAAAACUGUUCCGAACGGACCGGUUUGUGCCAGCGGCCGAAAAAUUCGUCGGCACAGUGUUCGGACGCAGCUUGUUUGAAGGCAGCGGAGACCUGAAGGAAGUGGUGGAGCAAGUGACGGCCACGACGCCGAUUGCGCUCAGCUCGAGCCCUGGGUUCGACGCCAGCUACAAGGUCGACGGGCUGGUGGAGCGGAUGCAUGCAACGUGCGCGAACAUCGCGAUGGGGUCCAACGAAGGGCUGGAGAGCGCGGACAAGGCGAUCGGGCACGCGGCGUCGAGUGGCAACUGGGUGCUGGUGAAGAACGUGCAUCUCGCGCCGGCGUGGCUGCAGAGCCUGGAGAAGCGGCUGGACUCGCUCAAGCCGCACGCGGACUUCCGGCUGUUCCUGUCGAUGGAGUCGAGCCCCCGGAUCCCGGUCAACCUGAUCCGGGCGUCGCGGGUGCUGAUGUACGAGCAGCCGGCGGGCAUCCGCGCCAACAUGAAGGACUCGCUCUCGUCGCUGAGCCAGCGGGCCAGCCAGCCGCCGGUGGAAAAGGCGCGGAUCUACCUGCUGCUUUCGUUCCUGCAUGCGGUGGUGCAAGAGCGGUUGCGAUACGCGCCGAGCCUGGGGUGGAAAGGGUUCUGGGAGUUCAACGACAGCGAUUACGAGUGCUGCGCGUUCAUCAUCGACGCGUGGGUGGGCGCGGUGGCGCAAGGGCGGUCGAACGUGGCGCCGCAGAAGCUGCCGUGGGAGCUGCUGCGCACACUGAUCACGGAGACGUACGGCGGCAAGAUCGACGACGCGGCGGACUUCGCGGCGCUGGGCCAGCUGGUGCAGCAGGUGGUGCGGGCGGCGGCAUUCGAGCACGACCACGACGGGCUGGUGGCGGGCGUGGACGACGCGGCGCUGCGGCUGCCGGCGGCCACGGGCGUGCGCGAGUUCCUGGCGUGGGUGCAGCGGCUGCCGGAGCGCGAGCCGCCCACGUACCUGGGGCUGCCGGGCAACGCCGAGAAGCUGCUGCUGACGGGCCACGGGCGGCGGCUGAUGGCCGACGUGGCGCGCAUCUCGACGCUGCUGGACGAGGGCGAGCAGCUGCUGGUGGACGCGGCGGCGAUGUAG
Messenger RNA from Ophidiomyces ophidiicola, 13038 nucleotides. RefSeq names its product dynein heavy chain (gene DYN1). Gene Ontology annotation, biological process: microtubule-based movement. The record is from RefSeq and is a predicted model, not a curated record. Gene Ontology annotation, cellular component: dynein complex. Bases 1 to 13038 code for a protein of 4345 amino acids. Lineage: Eukaryota; Fungi; Ascomycota; Eurotiomycetes; Onygenales; Onygenaceae. The transcript has 3 exons. Gene Ontology annotation, molecular function: minus-end-directed microtubule motor activity; ATP binding; dynein intermediate chain binding.